GAGUCUCGUAGUUACUUUACUUACAUGAGCAUCAACUUCACUUAGCUGAGUAGUUACAUAACUUUUUUCUUUCUCUCUGGUUUGUCAGUUUUAGAAAACGUUAACUUAAAAUGGCUAAGAAGAACGGAACGUCAUGGUUCACGGCCGUGAAAAAGAUUCUCUGGUCACCAUCAAAAGACUCAGAUCACAAGAAGACUCACAAGAAAGAAACUGAUUACAAGAAAAAUGAAAAGAAAGGAUGGAUAUUUAGAAAGACCAAACUCGAAACUACAAAUUCUGUAGUAGAAGACACUGUCCGUAAGGUUCUUACGGUGGAGACAGUGGAGGAAGAGAAACCUGCGGUUAAUGUCUCCGCCGUGGAUGAAGCUGUCGCCGAGAUCGUUAAACUAAAGGCACCUCCGGGUUUUAUUAGACGUCAUUGUGCUGCCAUUGUUAUUCAGACAGCUUUCCGAGGCUACCUCUCGAGGAGAGCAUUACGGGCAUUGAGAGGGAUAGUGAAGCUACAAGCAUUAGUGAGAGGUAACAAUGUAAGAAACCAAGCCAAACUUACUCUAAGAUGCAUCAAAGCUUUGGUUCGAGUUCAAGAUCAAGUACUUAAUCAUCAUCAACAACGGUCAAGAGUCUUAUCAUCAUCACCAUCCCGUAACUAUAACAUUGAAGCAAGACGUAACUCGAUGUUCGCUGAAUCUAACGGUUUUUGGGACACCAAAACAUAUCUUCAAGACAUCCGUAGCCGUAGAUCUCUGUCGAGGGAUAUGAGUAGAUGCACCAACAAUGAAUUUGACUCUGAAGAAACAGAAUCUAUUUUGCAGAAGAAGUUAGAAAUUGCUAUUAAACGUGAGAAAGCACAAGCACUUGCUCUCUCUAAUCAGAUUCGGAGUCGGUCGUACCAGAAUCAAUCAGCCGGUGACGAUAGAGAGCUUCUAGAGAGAACACAAUGGCUUGAUCGUUGGAUGGCUACAAAGCAAUGGGACGACACAAUCACCAACUCUACAAACGUUAGAGAUCAAAUCAAGACUCUUGAAUUAAACAUUCAUCAUCAUCAAAGAUCGUAUCCAGCGACUCCACCGUCGUGCAGAGCUUCAAGAUCCGUCAUGGUGAGAUCAGCUAGUCCUAGGAUACCGUGUUCACCUUCCUCGGUGCAGCCAAACUACAUGUCGGCUACCGAGUCGGCAAAGGCGAAGGCAAGGACUCAGAGCACGCCACGGCGGAGACCGAUUACUGCUAAGAAGCGGCUCUGUUAUGCGGAGGAAGAGAGUUUGAGGAGUCCGAGCUUUAAGAGUGCUUAUAACGGUUGUCUUUGGGGAGAUCAUGAAUCUGACUAUUCUUGUUGUUACGGUGAUGGGUACGCCGGAAAACUCUCGCCUUGUUCGACAACUGAUCUCCGGUGGUUAAAGUGAGAGACUUCUAUUGUUUUUGUAAUCUUAACGAUCAUGCGACUUGUUUAGGGUUUUAUUGUUUCCUUGUGCCAAAAGCUUUAGUUAGAGAACAAAGUUACAAU
This is a messenger RNA of Camelina sativa (false flax), 1501 nucleotides long. RefSeq names its product protein IQ-DOMAIN 16-like. The record is from RefSeq and is a predicted model, not a curated record. Gene Ontology annotation, molecular function: protein binding. NCBI's taxonomy places the organism in Eukaryota, Viridiplantae, Streptophyta, Magnoliopsida, Brassicales, Brassicaceae.